This is a messenger RNA of Ylistrum balloti, 720 nucleotides long. Its product is annotated as retinitis pigmentosa 9 protein-like. Gene Ontology annotation, biological process: RNA splicing. The coding region runs from base 76 to 699 and encodes 207 amino acids. The transcript has 5 exons. The record is from RefSeq and is a predicted model, not a curated record. NCBI's taxonomy places the organism in Eukaryota, Metazoa, Mollusca, Bivalvia, Pectinida, Pectinidae.
UAUGAAAUGCAGGCAGGCUGCAAAUCAACUGAAAAGUUACUUAUAUCACAUCAUCCAUGAUUUACGAGAACAGCAAUGAUUACAGUUGAGUCAAGUCGACCUGAUGAUGUAGGAGAAGGGGAGAAAAAAGGGAAGCCUCUACAGUGUUGGUCAUGUCGUGGCUAUGGCCAUCGAGCUGGAGAUAGAAAAUGUCCUAAAUUCAUCAGUGAUGCAACUCAAACUGAUCGCUUUAGAUGGAGUCAUGAAGACCCAAUGAGAAAGUAUAUAGAGGAUAGGAAACGAAGACAAAAAGAAGAAAGAAUUCAGCAACUGAAAGAUUUGAUAGCACAGACAUCAUCAUCUUCAGACUCCGACUUUAGUGAAAAAUCCACAAAGAAGAAAAAACACAGAAGUCAUAGAAAGAAGAAAGUAAAAAGAUUGAAAUCCUCUCAUGCCAGUGUAGAUUAUGACGAAGGAAAGGACUCAAUGAAACAUAGGGGUGAUAGAGAAGGUGAUUCCAGUGAACAGGAGAAAAGGAAAGUUAAGCAUCACAACCACACUGAUGAGAGAAAAAAGAAACACAAGCAUCUAAGUGACACUGAAGAUAGAAAAAGGAGACAUAAUCAUCAUAAUGAUACUGGUCAUAGAAAAAAGACAAAACAGAAACACAAAGAUUACAAGGAGAAAAAACGUCACAAAACCAAACGCAAAAGAGAUUAAAGAUGAUAAUAAAACACUUAA